UCCGUGGUUCCAAACGUGGCCUGUUAUUGAAAUAAACGAUUUACUCUUCACUGGUAAUCGGCGAGGCUGCGUGGCAUUGCGACACCGCUACGCGGGAAAAAAACAGAUGCGGAUUGGUCGGAGCUUUUCCUGGUGGACGAAAUAUUGCCAUAAAAAUUUUAAUCUGAGUCAUUUUCUUAUUUCCUUUUGACAAAAGACACCGGAAAGUAGGGCUUCUUCAGCAAAUUAUACUAAACUGUGUAUAUCAACCGAUGAAGGAGUUUAAGCGGUUUUUGGAAUACGGAAGGACGUGUUCAUGAUCGAGUCCAGUUUGUGCACACACGACCUGCAUGCAUGAUGGCGACAUAAGUGCGUAGCAAAUUUUCCUGCGUGAGUGUUGUGUUCUUUUCCCAGCCGCCCCUUUUUGUCAUUAUGUAUUCACAAGGAUUUACUUAGCCAGCCAUGGUUAGCACUGGAAUCUCAGCCUUUCAUGAAACUCUGUUCUCCAUUUCAAGAGAAUUGACAGAUAAUGAAGUUCGGAAUUUGAAGUAUCUCUGCAAAGAUUACCUAACAGUCAGCCAGAAGGAGGGCAUUACGAAUGCUCUGGCACUCUUUGAAAUCCUUGAACAAAAGAGGAUCAUCUCAGAAGACAAUUUCACAUUUCUCCUCGGAAGUAUGGAGAACCUGCAGCGAAAUGACCUGAGAAAGAAGUUCCUGGAGAUAAUACCAGAGUCUGAGGCAGCUCAUGCAGAAGCAAGGAAAGAGGACUCGCCUAAAGAGGGCUCAUCUAAAGAGGGAUCACCUAAAGAGGCCUCAAACGGACCACAAAACAGGUCUGGGAAUGCAGCCAGCUUUUCAUCAGGCAGUGAGUCAAGUACUGCUGGAGGUCCACGCAGUUAUGACCUAAAGAACAGUCCUCUCACAGUAGGGGACAGUAGUGACAAUGUUUAUAACUAUGGGAGCUCUACUGAUGGACCAGCCUCACCACUCGAAGCAAACUGUGCACUAGGAUCCACCCCAGGCAGUGCCAGUGCUAGCUCAACGGGAGGAUUAACGAUCAUAGCAAAGAACAGUCCUAUUACACUUGGAAACAGUUUCGGAAACCAAUACAACUAUGGUUCCAAAGAAUCUCCAUCAACUGCACCACCACGGCAUCAACCCCAGGAUAGAGUUCCAAAUGCUAAUGGUUCUGGUGAUCAUGAUAAAGUUUGCUCUCAAUCAUUGUCAUCAGCUCAACAGGGCCACUAUCCAUCUUCUCUGAAUCCUGCUACAUUGAGGACACCUGCUGGAUUCUGCCCUCACUCCUCGAAGGCAAGAUCCAUCGAUGCAGCCCAGCAAGGCGAUAGUGGUUCUGUUAUAAAUCCUAUGUCAAGCGGGCAAGAAGCAAGGAUGCCUGUGACCAGUCCCCAGUCCAAGCUCUUAUCCAAAAUGAAGGCAGAAAGAGCUAGGGUGAAUGAGACACCAACCCUUGACGGGCCAAAUGUCAUGGCCUCCCAACCAUCUGGACCUGUCUUGGAUGAUGAGAGAUCCCUGGUAAAAGCACAUAACCCAGAGGGAAACCCACAUGUGGAAUCUUUCUCUGAAGAGUCUGAGGCAGCUCAUGCAGAAGCUAGGAAAGAGGACUCGCCUAAAGAGGCCUCAUCUCAACAGGCGUCACCUAAAGAGGCCUCAUCUAAAGAGGGAUCACCUAAAGAGGCCUCAAACGGACCACAAAACUGGUCUGGGAAUGUAGCCAGCUUUUCAUCAGGCAAGGAGCUGAACAAGGAAGAAGAAACGGUAGAAGUGAGGGACAACAGUUGUUACGAGAACUGCAUUUUCGUUCAAGACUCAACAAAGACCGAUAUUUUUGCGCGUUUCACAGAGAAGCGGAUAAAGGAAGAAAAAAGGGCAGAAGCGAGUGCUGACAAUCAUUACCAAAACUGCAUUUUCGUUCAAAACUCAACACACACCAAUAUUGCGGUAAUGCCGGCUAAAUGCAGGAGGAAUUCGAGUGAAAAUCUACUUGAGGAAAUAAGAACAAUGAUAAGAGGUAAAACCCUGCCAGAAAAAGUAGUACAGUUACUCGACCGGUGUGAUGCUGAGAUUGAAGAUGCGGAGGAAGGAUGUGUCAAGCUCCUGUUGGGUUUCAGAAGUGUCGAGGGCCUGAAGAAGUUCUGGGAGAUAUACUCCAGCGGGGAAUUUCAGGAGUGCCUUGGCAGAGAAUUGUCGACUGGUGACAUUGAGAUCUCGGAAGAAGAUUACAACAGGGCUCUAAGAAAACUUAAAGAUGCGAGUGAUAAAAAAGGUGAUGGUCAAUCUCCUGAUCAGAACUUACAUCAAGUUUGCAAUCCACUGCCGACCUGUGACCCUGUCCAUCAAAAAGGAACUCUCAAGCCUCCAGGUCUGUUUACUUCUUCACACCAAGGUCAGGGCUCCACAUCUGGGCCUUUGUUGGAAAUGUCAACAGAUUCAUACAACGAUGCGGAAAGGGUGAGAGAAGCAAGAAAUCCACAAGGCUCAAAAUGCAAUGAUCAGCAAAAUGCAAGGGAAGAAGCCAGGGCUAUUGGUCGAAGACAACCUACUCUGAGGGGAUACCAGAGAGAGCUGGCAGAAAGGCCUCUUAAGGGUUUCGAAAAUCACAUCAUCUGCGCUCCUACAGGCAGUGGGAAGACCCUGACAGCAGCUUACAUCUGCUACCAGUACAGGACCUGGUUUGAGACCAAUGUUCCCGACAAGCACUUCAAAGCUCUUUUUUUUGUCAACAUGCGUCAUCUGACAGUGCAGCAGAGGGAUGCAUUCCGGUGGUACUUCCCCAACAAGCAGGAUGUGCAGACCAUUGGAGAGCAGCAGUCCUUUGAAGAUGCUCUGAAGCUUGAUGAUGCCAAGCCAGCAGUUCUGAUGCUGACAGCACAGAUCCUUGUCAAUGCCAUGAAGUCCGACAAAAUUGACAUCAAAGAUCUGGACAUGCUCAUCUUUGAUGAUUGUCACUACACUGAUCUGAAACAUCCUUACAAAAAAAUCAUGAAGACGUACCUGAAAGAGAAGCAGAGGCUCCCAAAGCCGCAGCGAGUUGGAGUCUCUGGACCGCACCUUCCUUUCAUCAUUGGACUGAGUGCUUCUCUGGGUGUUGAGAGUGUCGAUCAUCUCCUGACCCUCUGUGGUAACAUGGACUGUAAGGGGGUUGACCGGGUGCUUAGAAAUACGGCAGAAUUGAAGCUUCAUGUUAAUAGCCCAGACGAGGUUAAAAUAGAAUAUGUCAGCACUCCCAACGAUAAGCAGUUUGCAGAUCUACUGGAGGCUCUGAUGACCGACAUAGAGGACCAGCUUCCAGAUAUUGAAGAGCACCCCUUGCCUCCCCGCGGCUGCCAGCUCUACGAAGCUGAAGUUAUGAGACGUCUUACAGAUGCCCAGAAGCUGGGAGAUCGCACCGCCAUCGUCGUUUACGUGUACCUGUACGAGUACAAUCGUGCCAUGAUGCUCUUUGAUGACCUUAGCAUAACUGAUUGCCUCUCCCAUUUGGAGAAGUUCCAUGACCGUCCACUCUUGACUGCCCAUAAAAUGCAAGAUCUCGUCGAGGUGCAAUGUCAGAAGCUCUUUGAUUUAAACCGUGGAGAGAUGAAAAGACUUGGCAGUGUGGAGGGUGAACACAGCAAUGAGAAGCUUGGAAAUCUGGCAUCACUUCUGCAUGACAUCUUUACAGAGAAACCGGAUUCAAAAGGAAUUGUUCUCCUGAGACUGAAGCUGGCUACGACUGCCGUGGCUGACUUCCUCAGCAAGUCAACACUCCUGAACGCACUACCUUGCAGAGUUAUCCCGCAGCAGUUCGUUGGACAGGAAGACAUAGAAGAUGCAUGUUUGGUAGAAGCUGAACAGAGGACAGUCCUUGAGAGCUUCAAACAUGAGGAUGGAUGCAAUGUGCUUGUAGCGACGGACAUUGCCCUCCUGGGCAAUGUCCGUAGUGUCCUCUUGCCAGCCUGUAACUUUGUCAUCCGCUACAACUUUGUCAGCAAUGAGAUUGGCACAGUGCAGUCCAAGGGAAGAGCCAGGGCCAGAGCAGAGGCAGAGGGCAGCCAAUACUCCCUCUUUGUUGAAAGUAGAUUGCUGAACAAGAAGACAAAAUACGACAACCGUAAUAAAGUUAAGAAGAUGGAGGAGGCCAUGGAAGAACUGGAGGCAAUGACCGAGGAUCAGCGACUUGACAGGAUCCAGGAGAGACAAAAUAAGAUAUUGGAGUACAUACGAUUACCGAAGGAAGAGGCAAAACAACAGUGGGCCAUGACCAGCCUCGACAGAAUCACCAUACACUGCAAGGAGUGCUCUGCACUCGUUUGCAAGGCUUCAGAGCUCAGACGAAACGGGGAUGCUGGUCACGUGAGUUGCAUUAGUCCGGAGUUUAAGAGAUGGGUGAAGGAGGUGAAAUACAGCAGACCGCAGCGCUUCCCAGACAUCGAAACAGUUGGUCUCAUAAGCUGCGGCACUUUGGACUGUGGCAACCAGUUAGGCACCAUGCAGAAAUUCCUGAAACUGCAACCUCCAGACGGAUACGCCCUGAAAGCUCAGAGCUUUGAGAUCCACUUUGAGAUGGGCGGUGUCAAGAUCCCCACAAUGUGGAAGAAGGCAGGUUUUCAGAUCUUACAAGGUUGAAGGUAAAGGGAACACCCGUUAUCAGAUUUGCCUUUCAGAGUGAUACCAAGGCAAAUCAUUUGAAUAAGAUCUAGUUUAAGUUCAAGUACAAUUUUGGCAUUUACAACAUUUUGGAUUUACAAUAAAUGCAUAAGACAUUGAACAAUCUGUGGUUGCAGUCAAAGGUAACAAUUACAGAUGAUAUAGAUUGAAAAUGUUACCGUAGUAUGUGGAAAGUUAAUGCAUAAUGUGAACUAGUCUGAAUUCAACGUUGAAACAAACUUUGUGAGUUACUAGUUCAUCAUCUAUCAGCAUACAGUUUUUUGGUUUUUUUGCUAACUUUGCAUUAUGUGACAAAAUAGAGUUGUCCUAGCCUGCUGGCAGUGUUCAGAAAACUUGCAGUAAGAACUAAAUGAAAUAAAGAAAAUGCCAAUUCAUCGAAUAAUGUUUUUAUGAAUGAGCAACGAGAAGCUUUAUCGUUCGAUGAAAAACGAUGUAACUAUUGUGAAAUAUAGUUUUGCUAAUUAAAUAUCAAUUAAAUGGUUCUACCAGGUAGUUUUUGGAGAGUUAAAACAUGAGUUUUAAACUCCAAAUCUUUGAUAAAUUUGUUGACUUUGUCUUUGUAACUUUAUGUCAGUGUUUUUAUGGCCAUUGCAGCUAAUUUAUUUGCCUUUUCUUUUACGGCUUCUUUAAGGCCAUCUUAAUCUUAUAGGCCAUCAGCUUCUGUCCAAAAAUUGGGCCACCGGUAUCAAAUGAUCGAAAGGAGCAAUGCUCACAGCGAUUUUAGGGAAGGUAUGCACAUCUAGAGUUGGAAAAUGGGUGAUAGCUUUGCAGUGUAAGCGCCGGCAGUUUUUUGGGUCGUAUCACUUUUAAUGGUUUUUUCUUCAAAAUGGCCGCCAAUAUGCUUGUUACCAGAUUAAUUAUAUGUGGUAACAAGCAUAUUUUGGCCGCCAUUUUUUUCCAAAAAAAAGUGAUAACACCCAAAAUGCUGCCACCGCUGCAAUGCUAUCACAUAUUUUCCAACUACAGGGGUGCGUACCUUGCCAAAAAUCACAACGAGCGUUAUUCCCCUCAUUUGAUACCGACCAAACCCCCAGGCUGAUGGUCUAUUAUUUGCAAUUUGUAUGCUCAGGGGUUUUUUAUUUUCUCAGCCACUAAAAUCAUGGAUCAACAAAUUUGCAGAAUGACAUUUACCAAAUAGAGCUUUAAUCUUCAUGAAAAAAAAUAAGCAAAGGUUUAGUAUUUUAAUGUACAUUUGGUAAAAUAAAUUAAUUAUUUUUAGCAUAAUACAUUUUAAUUGCAUUUAAAAGUGUGAAAUAUACAAAUAUAAUCAUGCAUAACAAGUCUGAAAUUGCCAGUGGAACAAUAUUUUGUGCAUGGCUUGCAUAUACUCUACCGCUUUUAUCUCAAUUUAAUAUUAGAAAGUGUGUUCCUGGUACUUUUCCUGACAGGUCAAAAAAUAUUGAGAGUGAGACACAAGCUACAUUGUUUCACUUGAAAUAAGUUAAUAGGUAGCAUGAUAAAAGACAAGUAAUACUAUAACUGAUAAUAAUACUGAUGUACUAAAACAACUACUACGAAAAAAAGUCAAGAGUGUUUAAUUAAGGCGCAAUCUAUUUGCCAUGAAAACUUAAUAUGAGCAGGCUUUCUACUUGCUGCAAAACUAUAAGUAAUUAAUUUGCUCUAUAAUUAUUAGGAUCAACUGUCUGCAACCUUGCCUGCGUUAUUUAGAGUGCAAAAACAGAAUCGAUUAAAUCGUACUGUGAAGUUAAGAUGUUUUUAUGAAAUAUUUCAGUGAAAUGUAAUGUGAUUUUUUAAAAUCUAGCGGUAGAACUUUAUGGAUUUUUUUACAAUAUUUUUAGUAGGGGAGUUUCUCAACUUCUGUGUUUUUUAUACGGCAAUGUUUCUGUUUUAUGGUUUACUUCCAAAUUUAGAAUGAGCUGUAAUGAACUGCAAAAGUUUAAAAGUCCUUUUUUUUAUUUGCAAAACCCAUGUUGUCACCUCCCUUUUACUGUUUUCAAUAAAUCAGCUAAUAUCGCUUUAAAGUUCAGAUAUGUCAAUAAGGCUUUUGAUACUAUAGCCAUGCUCUUACAGAUGUAGAGAAACGGAAUGUGUAAAAAAAAAAAAAAAAAAAACCCGACAUUUGUUUGGAAAGUUGAGACAUACUUAAAUGUUUUUGUCUAACGUAAAAUUUCGCCCUGAAAGGGAACAGUGUAUUUGUCUUUGUAUAAUCUUUAAGAUUUUUAGUACUUUUAGUUCAAAAAUCACUCAAAGCAAUAUGUACUUUUCAAGUUACGGGAUUUAAAACAACUACCGUUCUGAAGUUCUGUCCAGGGAUCACAAAAAGGUACUGUUCUUUCAGCAACACGAAAACAACUUUGUGAAUUGUUUUUAGUGUUCGUCUAUUUUUGAAAUAAGUACAAACCUUAGAGUCAAUUUUGAUUUUUUUUUUGGUGCAGAUACUCUUUAUCCGUGGCCAUUACCCCCAUGAGUUUCAUUUCAUUGCCAUCACGCCUCACUCUGCACAAUGGUCAGAUGGUCGAUCAUAAAAACAUUUUUGGACACUGAUACCAAGUUCCUUGCCUUAAUCAAUUUCAGUGCUGUGUUAGGUAAGCUGUGAAAAAUUCUGCAUGUUGUGAAAAAGGGCUGAUGUGGUUUGGGAUUGGAAUCAUUUGCCGUGAAGCCUUGCCGAUGACGACUUAUAGCCACACAAAUUGAUGAUCCCAAUCCCAACCUCAUCAUGAAGAAUAUUACAUAUUACACAGCUUACACUGCACUGAAAUUCAUUAAUUAAGGCAAGGUACUUGGCCAGUGUUCAAAAAUGUUGUUGUAAUCAACUGACAAUUGUGUAGUGAUGCGUGACUGAAAUUAAAUGAAACGCAUCUAGGGUUUAGGACAAGGAUUUAUUGCUAUUGAUAAAGCCAACAUAUGCAUUGUGUGUUUUUUUUAAAGGAGGAUAUGGAGUAUCUGCAAAAUUACCCAUCGUUUUCAAAAUUUACUUUAUAUUAAUCAUGCUUUUGUAAAUAUUGCAAAAAAUGUCAGACGGACAAGUCCAUUUUUAGGGGACAUACUGUACAGUGACAUUACUGCUUCCAAAUCUAAAUGUAUCAAUAAAGAGUUGAGUUAUCAAGUACAACAAUUAUAUUAGGGGUCACGUCUGUUCUCACCAAGGUAUAUUUGAUAUCAUUCUACGGUUAAAGUCAGGUGUUUUUUGUUUUUUUUUGUUCUGUGCGCUGCUCACCAGUAGCAUAUUCCCAUCUUUGAUAAACAGGGUUAAAUAAUACUACCAUUAUUGUAACUUCUUUUUUUCUAAACAUACAUGUUGAGGUGACUUUUGUCAAACCAUGAAUGUUACAAACCGAUCAGAUUAUGGUUAAAAGUAAAUCUAAAAUUAAAUCAACAUUAUUAUAUUAACAAGGCUCUUUGAUUUUAGAGAAAGAUAUAUACACACUUUGUGUCCAUAAUUUAACUCAAUAUAAUGUACAACAUCAGCUGUAAACUGUAAACAAGAUCAGUCAACGAAUGUUGUAUAGAUUUUAAUAUCGCACAUUGUUCAAACUUGUAUGAAAUAAGAAUGA
Patiria miniata (bat star) is the source of this 8159-nucleotide messenger RNA. RefSeq lists its product as uncharacterized. Gene Ontology annotation, molecular function: hydrolase activity; ATP binding; protein binding. Gene Ontology annotation, biological process: regulation of apoptotic process. Gene Ontology annotation, cellular component: cytoplasm. Bases 442 to 4602 code for a protein of 1386 amino acids. The record is from RefSeq and is a predicted model, not a curated record. Lineage: Eukaryota; Metazoa; Echinodermata; Asteroidea; Valvatida; Asterinidae. The transcript has 15 exons.